This is a messenger RNA of Microthlaspi erraticum, 918 nucleotides long. NCBI's taxonomy places the organism in Eukaryota, Viridiplantae, Streptophyta, Magnoliopsida, Brassicales, Brassicaceae. The record is from the annotation of a GenBank genome assembly.
AUGGCGACUUCUCAGCCAUCAGGUGGCAGUCCUCCUAAACCAUGGGAACAAGAAGGAAAUACAUCUGGUCCUAAGCCUUUCAGGCCUCCUUCGAAUACGAGCACGGCUGAUUCAGUUGAGGCUUCUGGCACAGCGAAUCCUGGCGAGCUAGUUUCGAGCGCGAACAGGACUAACCCAGCUGCUAAUAUGAAUGCACUCAGUAGGCCUGUACCAUCUAGACCUUGGGAGCAGCAGCAGAACUAUGGAAGCACUUACGGAGGAGGUUAUGGUUCUAAUCUUGGUGUAAACUCUGGGUACGGGUCGGGUACAUAUGGUUCAGCAUUAGGUGGGUAUGGUUCAUCAUCAUAUGGGGGUGGAAUGUAUGGUGGUGGUAGUAGCAUGUACAAUAGAGGAGGCUAUGGUGGUGGUGGUCUCUAUGGAAGUUCAGGCAUGUAUGGUGGUGGUGGGAUGUACAAUAGCGGUCUUGGUGGCUCGAUGGGUGGUUAUGGUAUGGGCAUGGGAGCAGGAAUGGGAAUGGGAAUGGGGAUGGGAAUGAGUCCUUAUGGUGGUCAAGAUCCAAACGACCCUUUUAAUCAACCUCCAUCUCCACCAGGCUUCUGGAUAUCAUUUCUCCGCGUGAUGCAAGGUGCUGUGAAUUUCUUUGGCCGUGUAGCGAUGCUUAUAGACCAAAACACACAGGCCUUUCAUAUGUUCAUGUCUGCCCUUCUUCAGCUAUUUGAUCGUGGUGGUAUGUUAUAUGGAGAGUUAGCAAGAUUUGUAUUGCGUAUGCUUGGGGUGAGAACAAAACCUAGAAAGAUGCAGCAGCAGCCACAAGGUCCUAAUGGACUCCCUUUACCCCACCAGCCUCACGGAAACCAGAACUACAUCGAGGGACCUAAACCUGCUGCACCAGGUUGGGACAAUGUAUGGGGCAACUAA